Hyaena hyaena (striped hyena) is the source of this 2791-nucleotide messenger RNA. Its product is annotated as zinc finger protein 709-like. Gene Ontology annotation, biological process: regulation of transcription by RNA polymerase II. The transcript has 4 exons. Bases 102 to 2036 code for a protein of 644 amino acids. NCBI's taxonomy places the organism in Eukaryota, Metazoa, Chordata, Mammalia, Carnivora, Hyaenidae. Gene Ontology annotation, cellular component: nucleus. Gene Ontology annotation, molecular function: DNA-binding transcription factor activity, RNA polymerase II-specific; RNA polymerase II transcription regulatory region sequence-specific DNA binding. The record is from RefSeq and is a predicted model, not a curated record.
UUAAAGGUGCCACGUUGCUCAGCCGCCGUUAUUUCGCGCUGUGAGCUACACCGUGGGCGGUUUCCUAAGGACGGCCGCCGGCGGACCCGGGAAACCUAGAAAUGGACUCAGUGGCCUUUGAGGAUGUGACUGUGGACUUCACCCUGGAGGAGUGGGCGCUUCUGAAUCCAUCCCAGAAGAAACUCUACAGAGAUGUGAUGCAAGAGACCUUCCGGAACCUGGCCUCAAUAGGAGACAAAUGGGAAGAUCGUAACAGUAAAAGUCUGUAUGAACAUGAGACAGAUCUAAGGCGUGUGGUAGAGAGUCCCCGUAAAGGUACAGAAGGGAGUCGGUGCGGAAGUCGGUGCGGAGAAACCUUCGGGCGGGAGCCGAACCCUAAGCAGAUAGAGAGAACUUCUCCUGGAAUAAAACUCCGUAAAUGCAGCUUCUGUGGACAGAUGUUCAGGCACCACUCGUCCUUCAGUAGGCACAUGCUGUCUCACACGGGCCACAAACUGUACGAGUACCAGGAGUACGAAGAGAAGCCUUACAAGUGUAAGGAGUGCGGCAAGGCCUUCAAGCACCGCCAGUCCAUCCGCGUGCACGUCCGGACCCACACGGGCGAGACCCCUUACACGUGCCGGCACUGCGGGAAAGCCUUCAAGCACUGCCAGUCCAUUCGGAAGCACGAGAGGAUCCACACCGGGGAGAAACCCUACGCGUGCACACAGUGCGGGGAAGCCUUCCGGUACCGCCACAACUUCCAGAAGCACGAGCGGACGCACACCGGCGAGCAGCCGUACAGGUGCCGGCACUGCGGCAAGGCGCUCAGCUGCCUCAGCUACUGCCGCGUUCACGAGCGGACUCACACCGGGGAGAAGCCGUACGAGUGUAAGCAGUGCGGCAAGGCCUUCAGUUACGCCGGUUACAUCCGGAUACACGAGCGCACGCACACGGGCGAGAAGCCGUACGAGUGCAAGAAGUGCGGCAAGGCCUUCAGCUGCCCCAAUUACUUUCGCAAGCACGAGAAGACCCACAGCGGGGAGAAGCCGUACGAGUGCAAGCAGUGCGGCAGAGGCUUCAGCUGCCCCAGAUCCUUCCGCAGCCAUGAAAAGCGACACCGGGGCGAGAAGCCCUACGAGUGUAAGACCUGUGGUAAAAGCUACAGCUGCCCCGUAUACUUCCGGAACCACGAAAGGAGGCACAGCGGGGAGAAGUCGUACGAAUGCAAAAUCUGUGGGAAGGCCUUCAGCUGCCCGAAGUAUUUCCGAAAGCACGAGAGAAGCCACGCCGGAGAGGGGCCGUGCGAGUGUAACGAGUGCGAGACCGCCGCGAGUCCUCUCGCGAUGUUUCAGAGACCCGCGCCGAAGGCCGCCGGCGGCGGGCCGUACAAGUGUAAGGAGUGCGGCAAAGUCUUCGACUGUCCCAAUUACUUCCGAUGUCAUGAGAAGAUACAUCGUGGAGAGAAGCCAUUUGGGUGUAAGGAGUGCGGCAAAGCCUUCGGUUCUUCCAUGUCCCUUCAAAACCACGAAAGAGGUCACAGUCGGAAAAAACCUCACGAAUGUAAGGAAUGUGGCAAAGCCUUCAGUUUUCCCUGUUCCCUCCAGAAACACGAAAGGAGUCACACCGGGGAGAAGCCCUAUGAAUGUAAGCAGUGUGGGAAAGCCUUCACUUACCUCAGUUCUAUGCAGAAACACGAAAGGACUCACAGUGGAGAGAAACCGUAUGAAUGUAAGCAGUGUGGGAAAGCCUUCACUUACCUCAGUUCUAUGCAAAAACACGAAAGGACUCACAGUGGAGAGAAACCGUAUGAAUGUAAGCAGUGUGGGAAGGCCUUCAUUACUCUCUCCAACGUUCAAAGGCACAUGAUCAAGCACACUGGAGACGGACCCUGUAAAUGUCAGGAAUGUGGGAAGGCCUUCGAUUGUCCUAGUUCUUUGCGAACACACGAGCGGACUCACACUGGGGAGAAACCCUUUCAGUGUAAACGUUGUAGUAAAGCCUUUACUCGCUCCAGUUCUUUACGAAACCAUGAAAGAACUCAUAAUGGAGCGUAGCCGUAUGAAUGUAAGGAAUGUGGGAAAUAAUUCACUUCCAGCUCUUUCUGAGUAUACGAGAUAACUCACACUGGAGAGAAACCCCGUGCCCUCAGACAAUAGGGUAAAUCUUUCCUCACUAUUUUCUUGGUAUCCAUGGGACUCUUACUAGAGAGAAACUCUGAAGGUAAGGGAAGUCGUGGAAGCCUUUGUUUAUCACACAGCCUUUCGAGGAUGAACGCACAUGGGGAGAAACCAUAUAAACGUAAGGGAUGUGGGAAAGCCGUCAGUGCGUUUCAGCGAGAAGCCACGGAAGACCUCACACUGGAAGGGAUGGUAUUGAGUGUAGACUCUAGGAAAAGUCAUUUGCCCCACCUUCUUAUGAAACCACACGAGAAUAUAUAAUGGAUAGAUACCUUACAAAUGGAAAUCUUUGAUUUUUAACAAAUAUUUUCAAAGUUCGAUGAAUAUUGCACUGGAAGGAAAUCCAAUUUUUGUAAGUAAUAUGGGUAAACCGGGUGCAAAUUAAUUAGUGUAUAAUACUCCCCCAAAUCCACAACAUGAAAGAAACGUUAUUAAUGUUAUAUUGUCUUCCUCAGUGUUUUUCUUUUCUUUCCCGUUUUAUUGAGAAGAAUUGACAUUACUGCGUAAGUUUAAGGCAUGUAGCCUGAUGGUGUGAUUUACAUAUUUUGUGGAAAAGGUACACUGGCUCGGUCUUUUUUUUUUUUUUAAUUUAUUUAAAUGUUUAUUUUUGAGAGAGAGAGACAAAGUGUGAG